GUCUGCCUUCAGGGGAAACGCUGUCUGCAGGCUACUCAGCCAACAGCAAGACCACCACCAGGGAGCCAGCCAGCAGCUGCACAAUCAUGCCUGGCACCACCGCAGGCAAGAAGCUCGAUCUGUCCAAGCUGACGGAUGACGAGGCCAAGCAUGUGUGGGAGGUCGUCCUGAGAGAUUUCAACCUGAGGAAGAAGGAGGAGGACAGGCUUGGGGAGCUAAAGACAAAGAUUGCGAGAGAAGACAGCAAGAGAGAGCUGCUGGGAAACGAGACCAGCCUGACCGAGUCUCACUGCAUUCGUUGUCUCCAGCCCUUCAAGUUCCUGGUCAACAGCAAGCGUCAGUGUCUGGACUGCCAGCUCUACGUCUGCAAGUCCUGCAGCCGCUACAACAAGAAGGAGCACGGCUGGGUGUGCGAUCCCUGUCGCAUGGCCAGGGUCUUCAAGAUUGGCACUUUGGAGUGGUUCCACGAGAACGUCCGCACCCGCUUCAAGCGCUUCGGCAGCGCCAAGGUGAUGCGGUCGCUCUUCAAGAGGCUGAACGGAGAACACAGAUGCUCUCAGAGUGAUCUUGGAGAGCCCCAUGAAUACGACACACAGAGCAUGCCUGAGGUCCACACAGAUGGAUAUGAAGAGAACAGUAUGGACGCAACAGACUCACACCAAUACAAAGAGAUGAAAAAGACCAAAAGGCGGUUAACUGUCGAUCCCGUUGAUUUCGAACUGGGCGGUGAUCACUCCGGCAAAUCAAGAGGACGGUCGGAUCAGCGCCGUGGCGACCACGACAUCGUGGCCAUGGAUGUAGCUGCGAGGGAGUCAAUGCUUGCUGAGGGAGAUAUUGCCUCCGUUUUACACCACAUUUUGGAUGAGCAGCGCAAAGGUCUGGACCUGGAAAUGGCUCCACAAGCAGAUGACCUUGUGUACCUGGAGAACCGGACCAACCCGUCCCGCUCCAUCUCCCAGCUCAGCUACUCCUCGUGUGGCAGCGGCAGCGCCGGAGGCCCUCGAAACAGCACCUUUCUGCCCGGCCCCGACGACUCCGAGGAAGAGGACCACCUGUGCCAGCAGUACCCGCUCUACCAGUCUCACCCCAGCACCUACAGCCACACCUCUCAGGAGAGCCUGAACUCAGCGAUCCCACCAGCACAGAUCACUGACAUUAACAGACGCAUGUCUGCCAUCGAAACAUUUCUGAACCGCCUUGAAGAGAGGGUCAGCACAGCAUACGACCAGGCUCCUCCAACUCCAAACAGCUCCUCUCCUCCUCCUCAGUGGGAAGAAGUGGAUCUAGAAGAGCAGCAGCUUAGACGGAAGCUUCACGAGAUGACGGACAACAUCAGCGACCACAGUCUGUCCUCUGACGAGGACGAGUCCAGCAGGCCAGAGUCCUUCCAAGAGAUUCCAGCGUGGAGGAGCCUACAGGGGGAUCCCAAGCCCUCCAGACUCCCAACCAGACCCGCAGCCACAGCAAACCAUGUGGCCUCCACCCCCGAGGAGGAGCAGCCUCAGCAGACCGACUCUCAGAAGACAAACCAUUUAUCAGAAAGUCCUGAGAGGCAGGAGCACCCCCUGGAGGACGGGUCAAGGGCAAGCUUCAGAGGUUCAACGGCCCUACUCAGCGAGCUGGAGGGCAAGAUCGCUCAAGCGGCCGCCAACGUCCAGAACGCCCAGAGUGAGGUCUCUUACAUCGAGAACAGGAUUGCUGCCCUGAACGCUGCUGGCAUGCCCGUGGAUAAAAGACGGAGGUCUGCAAUCCCAAUCCAAGCCAGAAGACUUUCUCACAACUUUCCCACAAACCAGGUCGACAGGUUUGUGAGGAACUCCCUCUACAGGGGCUCCCUGACACAGAGGAAUCCAGUGGCAAAGCCAAAGACCAGGGCUACCAGUGCGAAACCAGUCAUGACACAAGGCUCAUGAGGAGGAGGCUGAGUCUUAUGUGACUCAUCAGUUUUUCUUGUGGCCACUUUUGUUGUUUCAUGCAGUUUGUAACACACUGGAACCUACAGUCGUCCUCAAAUGUAUUCAUACCCUUCCAUUAAA
Molecule: messenger RNA, 2036 nt
Organism: Stegastes partitus (bicolor damselfish)
Lineage: Eukaryota; Metazoa; Chordata; Actinopteri; Pomacentridae
Product: melanophilin-like
Exons: 16
Coding region: 87-1913 (608 amino acids)
Biological process (GO): intracellular protein transport
Cellular component (GO): cortical actin cytoskeleton
Molecular function (GO): small GTPase binding; myosin binding; actin binding
Source: RefSeq, a predicted model, not a curated record